AGAAAAAGAGGAAAAAGAAAAAAGAAAAAAGAAAAAAGAAAAGAAAAUAGAAAAUGUUUCUUUGAAAAAAUCCUUAGAAAGUAAUCGUUCGUGAGGAGACUGUACGAGAACUCGGUACGUACACGUGUUAUUAGAGUGACCGCCGAGGCAGCCUAAUUAUGCAAAACCACAUUCGCGUGUUCGGCCAGUGGCGAACGUUGUAAAACGAGCGAGUAUGUGUAUGACUUGGGAAAGGCGUACACACGGCAACAUAAGAACGACGACGUAGAGGUGGACAAAAUUUGAGAGACCGCCUGCCAUUGAGACGAAAUCGACCGCGAACGAACAUACAGGGAAGUAACGUUCGACGGGUGAUUUCUCCUUCAACAUAUCCAUUCAUUUUUCUUCUUAUGAAAAAUCAACGAAAGUAAAACUUAUUAAUAGAAAAGUGAUCCGAGACGAAUAUAGUUUUAACAAACGGAGUCUUUAUAAUCGUUCGUAGAAACCUUCCGUGCAUAUAGAUCCCGAUAAACCGAUAAGAACCAGUUUUAGAUUUGAAAUUAUCGGCCGGAAUUGCCAAGCCACGUAACUACAUUCCGUAAAUUUUUUCUUUCCUUUUCUAUAAAGGUUCACCUAAGUCGACAUAUUUCAGAUAACAAUCUAGCUUUCAAGUUAGUUCCUAACUCAAUCAAAGAUAGUAUUACAAAGACAUAAGUAAAAGAAUGAAACAAAGAAUAGAGUACCAUUAACUCUUAUAUUCCAUUGUCUCAAACACAAAAAGAGAUCUAAACGUUCAUUUUGAACGUUGAAAAAGAGUCGAAAACAAAAAUCGACUCCAUGAGUUCCCAAUAAUUUUGUAAGAAGAAUUGAGGGCCCCAGAUAGAGUCGGUCCGUGGUUGGUAUCCGUUUGAUAGCAGAUAGCAGGCCGAACGACGCUGGUAUGUUCUCAUUACGCGUCGUGCAGGUAUGCGGUGGCCGGUUCGUGGGUCCCGUGCACGUAGUAACACCGUCUUGGUCCAUCUCUCUCUCUUUCUCUAUCUAUCUCUCUCUCAUUCUCUCAUAUUCUCUUCUCCUUCCUCUUAACUUUCACGGAGCUUGGCAUCCCUUCCAAUCGGAUCCCGCCUUUAUGUCCUUCUCUUUGGCUCCCUGAGCGGAAUAAAGCGACGAUUCCAACGAGUCACCGUGCGGCAAAUCGACGCACCGCACAAGAAAGUGCUUCGAGUCACACAAAUUUAAGGACAGGUCCUUUUAGAGUCAGUUCGAUCAAAACUUAGUAGAAGUUCCUUCUUUUACAUUUACGAAGCUAACUUUUCGCUGUUUAUCUUGGCCCAUUCGAACUCGCUGGAAUCUUUGUAUCUACUCUUCUCUUUUCUUCUCUUCUCUUCUCUGUCUCUCUCUCUCUCCAACUUUGAACGGUGAUCUUCUCGGUGACGUUGCUCGCUGGACGCUGGCGAUCGUAGUCCUCGAGAUACGUUAUGGUAGUAGUAAGACUGCGAUGUGGUGGAAUGGAUCGACCAUGUGAAAGAGAGAGAGAGAGAGAGAGAGAGAGAAAGAGAGAGAGAAGAGGGAACUAGUUCACCGAAGAAAACGACGCCAGAGGCAGUUGCACGCUGUACCAAUCGUUCUCUUCUUCUUCUUCGUAACUUCGUAUAGCGAAUAUCGAGAAUACUCGGCUAUCUUUUACAAUUUUUCUAAAUGACUGUUGUUCCAAAAUUUUCCUAAAAAAAAGUUCAAAAAACAAAGAAAAGAGAAAAGAGAGAAAGACACGUGUCUUCUAUCGUUUUUAAAAAGAAGCAACUCGCAAAAGUAUUAUCGAAAAGCUUCCGAAACGUUAAGCAACGCGAUAACUCAGUCCUCGGAGAGAAAAAGAGAGAAUGUAGCCGAGUAUGUACUCAGGCCCUUCUUAUCUCGAGGAUGCACACUGAAAACACAGGCCAUGCGAUUGAUUCGUUCGUCCUACCAGGUACCUGCCACGUUUACGUUUCGAUGCGGUCAACCGUGAGAGGAGAGUCUCAGGCCAUUGGUUUCGUUCCUUUCGGAAAAAGACCGAGAAACCACGGAGAGUCAUAAAGCAAUAAACGGCGCGUUUCCUCGAUUACGAGAAUCUUAUCGUCUUUAUUACCGAUAUAGAACGUAAUAACUCGAAAGUCGAUUGCUUACAAUACGAAAGAAACGAAAGAAGAGAAAGAAAAAGAAAUGAAGAAAUCGAUUUUUGAGUUCAUCUUGAAAAAAAAACAUUCGAAUCUCCAAGAACUUGGCUCGCAGCUGAUCGCGAUGAUUUGCAUGUUGACUCGUAAUUCCAAGUGGAAACUAAGAAGAACUAGGAGCGUCAGUCCAAGAAGGUAGAAUGAAUCGGUUCUCAGGUGUAAAACCGGCUGGGCGUCGGCGGCUGCUGCCAGAAGAAAGAGACGGAAAGGGAAAAAAAGAAGUAGCGAAGGGGCAGGGAGCAAGGAGGGAGAUAAGGUAAGAGAGAGGGAGAGAAGGCGACUCGAUCUCUCCGAGUGCCUCUGGCUUAUGGCGGGGUGCACCGACCGCACCCCCUCGUCCUCAUCCCACCAAUGAUCUCCUUCCUCAGUGCUGUACACUAUUACGUCUUUACAUCAAACAUUUCCCUACUCUUACAAAGUUUCUUUCAUCGAAUCUUGAAGAAUAAGGAGUUCGAAAUCGAAGAAAAAUUUCUUUGAUCUGAACGCAAGUAGGUGAUGACCAAAACAAUCCGUAAUCCUUAACUAAAGAUUAACAAAAAAUUCGCAGUGUUGAACCUUUAACGUUGAGGGUACUCCAAAUACUAAAUACAAACCUGAGCCUCGCACACAUACCACCGUCCUACCCAAGUCUCUCCUACGUUCAACCUGCGCGUCGCAGGCUCUGGUAGGUACGAUAACCGUGAGCUCCCCUCCCAGUUCUCAAUCUUUCCGUCUGUCUCUUUCUGUAUUGCUGAGCGGCACGAGAAAAGGAAGGGAGCCGGCGAGGUCCGGUCGCGCAGCAUCCAGCAGCAGCGCUACCAGCGGCAGCCGAACGGAAAGACUCCCAGGCGAGUUGCGCCGCUCUGACGCCGUGCUUCCCUUUUACCUGUGUGUUGCUUUUGCGUGUUCGUGUUUCUUCUUGGCUGCGUGCGCUCUCUCUGUGCGCCGUGGAAGCCGAUCGCGUCCGAGAGCGUCCGACACGCAGUUAAACCGCGCGCGCUACGCCGUCACCACAGUGAGAUACGUGUACUCAAGAAACAGGAGUGAAAGAGAGAGAUAGACAGACAUAUAUAUAUGUAUGUAUGUAUGUAUAACAUCGCGUUAUCUAUAUAUCGGAUACGCGAGAGUCUCGCAAACUUCUUCGCAAAUUAUCCGCGAUGUCACGACCGAUAGAAUACCUUUUGCAGUCUUCCCUGUCGUUAACGAGUACGCUGUAUUAGUCGCUGGUGCUACUUCCUGAGCCAAGCGUGCAUGUGCGUGCGUGUGCGUGCGCGCUCGCGCGCCAUCGACCGAGAAGGAGCGCGUGCACGGAAUGCCUUGAAUCUCUCGAGAUCAAAGUGUCGGCAAAAAGAAAGUGCGAGAGAGAAAUAGAGUGCGUUGUGGCAGUUCAUUGUAAACAAGGGAGAACGAGAAGACGAAUGAUCGUCUUUCCUCUUUGGAGUACUCGUGAGAUUCUUUCUAAUCGCGGUGAAAUGCAAAUGUUGAGUUUUGAAGAUUAAGGAACUUUCGGGAAACUUCCCUUUCGUCUUCCUUCCGAAGUCUUCGAUAUGCCGACGGAUCUAGUCGUGACGCCGGCUUCGGCCACGGCUUCUGAAGAAUCCAGCAGAGGUCGUGACCUACCACUUGGUCCGUCUUCGCGAUCUGCUCCAUCAUCUUCAGGGACAUCGUCCUCGGCCUCUUCCGGACAGUCGUCCUCUAGAGGAUUCGAUCCUUCCGGUGCCCUCGCGGCUUAUCAUCAACAUCGACAUGGCUUGGUGACUGGUCUAGGCCAUCCUCAUCAUCGGGAAUCAUCCGCUUUCGUACCCGUCGUACCUUCCAGAUUGCAUCUCGCUCCUUAUCCCAGCGAGAUGCAUCCUCAUCUUCCAGGAUUACCACCUUCCUCGUCUACCAGCGGAAACACGGACCACGAAGUCGGUCCCGAACAAUCCGUGGCUAGAAAAGGAUCGUCCAGUUACGAGAUUAUGGCUAUGAUGGCCGAUAAAAGAAAAGAAUUGGCAGCGAGAGCUCUACUUCUUCCACCGCCACCUCUUUUGGAACCACCACCUGGAUACCCAGUUUUUGCAGGUCCUUUCCCUGGUAGUUCCGCUCUCUAUCCUCCGGGUGGACCAUUGGCUCAUCAGCAUCUCGAUCGAAGAUUAUUGAGAGCUCCCGGCAGAGCAUCCAGGCCGAAGAAGCAAUUCAUAUGUAAAUUUUGUAACCGACAGUUUACGAAAUCCUAUAAUCUUCUCAUUCACGAAAGGACACACACGGAUGAAAGACCGUAUUCGUGCGAUAUUUGCGGUAAGGCCUUCAGACGGCAGGAUCAUCUUCGAGAUCACAGGUAUAUCCAUAGCAAAGAGAAACCGUUCAAAUGUGGCGAGUGUGGAAAGGGUUUCUGUCAAAGUCGCACUCUGGCCGUGCAUAAGAUCCUUCAUAUGGAGGAAUCGCCACACAAGUGUCCGGUAUGCGCGAGAAGUUUCAAUCAACGCAGUAACCUAAAGACUCACCUUUUGACACAUACGGAUCACAAACCGUACGAGUGUACGUCCUGCGGAAAAGUUUUUCGUAGGAAUUGUGACCUCAGGAGGCAUGCGCUAACUCAUGCGGUCGGUGACGUUCCUCCAGAGGCUUUGGAAGAGGCACUUAGGGACGAUGAUAGUCCAGAAGAAGAUUGUGGUCCGGAAUCAGGUUCGUCUAUGCCCUCGUCUUCUUCGACGAGUUCGUCGCUAGCAAGCACGUCGGCGAGUACUUCUGGUUAUCAAACUCAAGCCCAAUCGAUACCAGGCCCACCACCACCGCCACCACCUCCAGCAUCAACGUCAGCACCUGUGUCUGCACCAACAUCAGCACCGACUCCAUCGACGGCAUCAGCACCAACUCCAGUACCAGCUCCUCCGCUUCGACAGAGGCCUCAAUUACAGAUCAGAAGAGACCUAUUGCCUACCGUAAAACCUUCCACGAUAACCAGCAGUAGUUCGACUCACUCAAACACGCAAAAUCCUCCAGCAGCUUUGCCACCACCACCUCCUCUGAUACUCUCGUCGUAUCGUCGAAGACUCGGGUCACCAGGUCCAUCGAGAGUUUUCUUGGAACUUCAGGAACGAGAACGUGAAAGAGAACGGGAGAUGAAACAAAACAGAGAAAGAGAUCGUGAAAGAGAACGCGAAGAGGAAAUUGAAAGGCCUCCAAGAGCACCGACUCCUCAGCCACCUCCACCACCCAGGCCUGCACCCACCAGGCAAGGAUUCACGAUCGCCGAUAUCAUGCGUCGAUAGAAAAUUAUUGUACUAAUUCUAUCGAACGUUCUCCAACGAAGAGAAAACAACGAAGAGAACGAUUCGAAAGUAAUUGAAGAUCAAACAAUUUUCUACAUCCUAUGUCUUCCGUACUUUACUUAUAUUUUCCAACUGUACAUAUACAAGGUGUCCCUUUGAGAACACGUACAACUUUAACGACCAUUAUUAUUAUGUGCCAGCGAAGUUAUAUCUCUAGUCGCGGUGCUAUCACGAUCUGGAUUUUAUCAGCAUCAUUCGAAAAGAUUAAAGGAAAGUAUUGCCGAAGCGUGCCUUCUUACGUUAGUCAAACAUUUACAAGUUAGAAAAAGAUAUAUUGUUACGGUCUUUGAAAGUACACAGUUUUUUAGCAAGUAAAUUGGACGAUAAGAAGUGAAAUUAUUAUCGGAAUAAAGAAAAUGUGCCUUUUGUACGACUGUACUACUUAUCAUUCAUUUUACACGAAUCGACAAAAUAUUUGGGAUAUAGUACUGAUCGCCCUGUAGAAGAAGAUACGUCAAGAAUCGAACAGUAAAUAGCGAAGAGGAAUAAAACGAAGAAAAAGAAAAAGGAGAAGAAAAGAUUAAAAAAAGACAAUAAGCCGAAGUGCUUUGUCUCUCGUAAAUUUCGGAGAAGGGGUAAUGCAAAUUUCGUGGUCACGGUGGAACCUGUGCCACUGUUGCCACGGUGGUAGCAGGUGCAAUACGGUGUCGAAACUACUUGAAUCCCACUUUUAGUACUACCUGCUCCUGCUCGCAUCUAAAAAUAUUCCGACCCUCGACGAAUGCUGCCUUCUUUUUUCCCUUUGCUCCUGAGAGAGGAACCAUUAAGGGUCCUUUUGUGUUCGACCACAAAAAGGACCUUUGUGUCUGUGUUAUGCGACCGACCAAAACUAUAUUUUCUUCUCGGUGAAUCCCAUAAAAAUUCUAGGAUGAGAGAAAGAAAACUGUUUUCCUUCCUUUUUUUUUUUUUCUUUAUUCUUUUCUUCCGAAUAAGUGUGUUCGUGUUUACCGAAACUUCGAACAUUAAGGAUAAUGAUUCUUGAGUGAAAAUUAUUAUAUUUGAGAGACACUUUGCUGAAAGACACCGAUGUCUUCCAUUUUAACGAAAAUCAUUUUAUUCGAAGUAAGUAAGACGAAAGAUCUGUUGAAAAUGGAUCGAAAGUUAUUACAACGUUAUUGAUAAUGGACAGUAUAUAGGAAUUUAAUUCCGCGUUUGUGUUACACUCCUAAGAGAAUGGGAAUUGAAAUGAGGAUUUUUUUUCAAUACUGAGAGAGAAUGUAUAGUGAUAUCUACGAUGUACAAUGUACUACGUACAAUGACGGCCGUCCAAGCGAUAAUUUACAAAAGCACAAAGACGAGCUAAAUCUCCUGUUAUUUUAUACGUUUUCUGUUUAUGCUCAACAUAAAUAUCUAUAUUUUUAGAUUUAUACGUGCGUUAAGUAAGUUUGUAAAUUAUAUAUUAAGACAGAUGAAAAAUAAAAGAUACUACACAAAUA
Messenger RNA from Vespula vulgaris, 6915 nucleotides. RefSeq names its product protein bowel-like. The transcript has 3 exons. The coding region runs from base 3713 to 5419 and encodes 568 amino acids. Gene Ontology annotation, cellular component: nucleus. The record is from RefSeq and is a predicted model, not a curated record. Gene Ontology annotation, biological process: regulation of transcription by RNA polymerase II; embryonic hindgut morphogenesis; embryonic pattern specification. Gene Ontology annotation, molecular function: DNA-binding transcription factor activity, RNA polymerase II-specific; RNA polymerase II transcription regulatory region sequence-specific DNA binding. NCBI's taxonomy places the organism in Eukaryota, Metazoa, Arthropoda, Insecta, Hymenoptera, Vespidae.